AUGCGGCGUUCAUUUCUUUGGCGGGCCUACCCCAUGAAAACGAUGCAAAACCUCACUCACCUGGAAAUCUUCACCCAACUUCAAUUAGGCAUUCACCCACCGCUGAGUGUACAACGACACUUUAUUCAACAAAACUUUGAGGAAGAAAUGGAGCGCCGGGGAAUUACAGAGACGAAGUUGAUGGCGAUGGAAGGGCGUCUUUGUACACGCCUUCUCCGUCAGCUACUCUUUGAGCGGUAUCUUUCUGUACCAUUUCGCCUAUUCACCUUUGACUUGGAGUUUUCAGGACCUCCUGUGUUUGGACCAGACGGCCCCACGGAAGACAUCAUUGAGUUUGGAUUCUAUUCCCCUGCUAAAGAUACGGUGUUUUCUUGCUUGGUGAAUCCUACCAACGGACGUCGUGUCUCACAAGAGGUAACGGCGCUAACGAACAUUACUCAGGAGAUGUUGGAAAAGGAGGGACUGCCUUUUCCAGAGGCCUGGGAGAAGGUGAUGGAGACUCUCAUGACACCAGAACCACAGGAACUUCCCGGUGCGGAGAAUCGAUUACUUGUGUUGAGUCACGGUGGGAAGUUGGCCGAUGUCUCCCUAAUCAAAUGGACACUGGAGGCGCACGGUUUGGAGCUUCCACCUGCAUUAGUUUUUGGCGACACGUUCCAUUUCAUACGCGACGCCCACCGCCGAAGACCCGUCACACCGGACAAGCACCCACCAUCGUGGGCUUUGGCGGACCUUGUGCAGUGGCUGAAGAUACCGCCUACACUUCCAGCUCAUCGUGCUGGCAAUGACGCGAAGAUGACAUGGGAUGCAUUGUAUCACACACUGGAACGCUACGGCGACGAGGAUCUGACGCCCCGUGAGCAGCUUGUGUCACGCUUCUUUGACGAGGAGGCGAGGGAGGUCAUGGGCCAAAAGAAUAAGCGACGUUUUAUUGAGUCGGAUGGGACGUUGGCUACGGAAAAUGCGAAAACCGAGGCUUCUAUGGGUUUAUCGUUGGAUCUGGACUUUGAUGAAAUUUUUUCGCCUGGUGGAAAGCGGAAAAAAGCCGAAGCCUCUUUUACCGUUUCAGAGGCGAAACAGGAGGAUGAAUACACAGAUACGGAAGGAAGGGAUGAUAUUAGGCGCCGUGCAAAGGAAGUGGAGCAGCACCCCCUCGUUCAAGAGUUUUUGAUUUAA
Messenger RNA from Trypanosoma cruzi, 1176 nucleotides. RefSeq lists its product as uncharacterized. Bases 1 to 1176 code for a protein of 391 amino acids. NCBI's taxonomy places the organism in Eukaryota, Euglenozoa, Kinetoplastea, Trypanosomatida, Trypanosomatidae. Gene Ontology annotation, cellular component: cytoplasm. The record is from RefSeq and is a predicted model, not a curated record. Gene Ontology annotation, biological process: DNA catabolic process. The transcript has a single exon. Gene Ontology annotation, molecular function: 3'-5'-DNA exonuclease activity; nucleic acid binding.